CGCUGACAGGAAGAAAGAUGGCGAUCUUUAGUGUAUAUGUUGUCAAUAAGGCCGGUGGGCUCAUCUACCAGUACGACAAUUAUGUACCUCGAGCUGAAGUUGAAAAAACAUUCAGUUUUCCGCUUGAUUUAGUUUUAAAGAUUCACGAUGAGAAGGCAGUUGUGUCUUUCGGACAGCGCGACGGGAUCAGAGUGGGUCAUGCGGUUCUGUCCAUUAACGGGGUGGAUGUGAAUGGUAAACACACGGCUGAAGGGAAGGAAAUCCUGGAAUAUCUGAAAGAUCCUGCCAACUAUCCAGUGUCCAUCAGAUUCGGCCGACCUCGUCUCACUUCCAAUGAGAAACUGAUGUUGGCCUCAAUGUUUCACUCGUUGUUUGCCAUUGGGUCACAGUUAUCACCUGAAGUUGGCAGCUCUGGUAUUGAAAUGCUGGAGACAGACAUGUUCAAACUGCACUGCUUUCAAACACUCACAGGUAUAAAGUUCAUUGUAUUGGCAGACCCUCGACAGUCCGGCAUUGAUGCCCUCCUAAGAAAGAUUUAUGAGAUCUACUCAGACUUUGCACUGAAGAAUCCUUUCUACUCUUUAGAAAUGCCUAUCAGAUGUGAGCUUUUUGACCAAAAUCUAAAGAGUGCUCUGGAAGUAGCAGAGAAAGCUGGGACAUUUGGACCUGGGUCCUGAACUGGACUUACAUUGAGUGUGUUCAUCCUACUGACAGGAUCUCCAAACAUUCUGAGGUCAAACUUGUGCAGAAAAUGGGAUAAGGAUUUUUCAUCAACCUUUUAAGGAAUACAAACAAGAGUUUUCCUCAAGCUCAAACAAUUUAACAUAGUUUCGGACAACUGAACCGGUUUAAUUUACAUUUUUCGUGAAAUGAAGUCCCAAAUUUACAGUGAAAAACACAUUUCACAUAACCUUUGUAAAUAAUGUACAUGGACACAGUUUAAGUUUGUAAUGUGCAGAAUGUCAGUCCAUGGAGCAGCUCAAGAUGCUCUAAACAUGUUCAAUAUAACAUGUCUAUUAGCAUCUUUCUACAUGAAAUGAAAUUUCCAUGUCAUUUGCUUUCUGUCAGCAGAAUAUGAAAAGUCUACUUUACCUUGGAUCAGUUUCUGAAGUUUGGUCUUACAUUUUUUAUUUAUAUAAACUCAUUACAUUGUGCUAUUAAACAUUCAUGUGCUAUAA
This is a messenger RNA of Labeo rohita (rohu), 1178 nucleotides long. It is a transcript of the gene trappc4, whose product is annotated as trafficking protein particle complex subunit 4. The transcript has 5 exons. Lineage: Eukaryota; Metazoa; Chordata; Actinopteri; Cypriniformes; Cyprinidae. Gene Ontology annotation, biological process: endoplasmic reticulum to Golgi vesicle-mediated transport. Bases 18 to 677 code for a protein of 219 amino acids. Gene Ontology annotation, cellular component: TRAPP complex. The record is from RefSeq and is a predicted model, not a curated record.